AUGAAUAAGGCUCAUCCCAGUGUCCUCCCUCUCUCACAAGGAGGAGCGACCCAAGCCACAAACCAGGAACCUGAAGCUCUGACGCCGGCUCCACUGUCCCCUAUCGUGGAGCAACCACAGCCUGGGGUCCCCCAGCAGCCAAGUCCUCAGGGUGGCCCCCAGUUUAUGCCUCCCACACAAUACUAUGUCUGGUCUCCACUAGGGGGCAGUCCAAUGAUGAUCCCUCUGCAGCCCAGCUUCCUUGGAUCACAGCCUGCUAACCUGCCGACUCUCCCACAGCAGCCUCAGCAGAUUUUCCCCCCUUAUACAUAUUUUCCUGUUUUUUCAUCACCAUAUGGGAAUCAAAUGGCUCCCCCAUAUGGAUACCCGAUGAUUUUUGCAUCCCCGCUUCAGCAAAAUCCAGCAAAUCAACCUAUGAACAGCGUAGUGUCACCCGCAGUAACCCCUUCAGGAACUGCUCCUUUAGGAAAUGCACCUCAGCCAAUUCAGCAACAACAGAAUCCCCAAAUUGUAUACAUGCUCCAGCAACCCAUGAAUGCAGCACUUGGCAGUCUCAGUUCAGAAGAACUCCAGAUGGCUGCUAAAAUGGGACAACUGGGCGUGUACAUGUCCAGUGUGCUCACAAACCCAUCUGCUGGAGCCGUUCAGCCUGUGAACCAGGCCGCUGGGAUCUCAUACCCAGACCAGCAAGGCAUCGCCCCGACCUCGCCAGCUGGAAUCCAGCAGACCCAAGGGCCGGCCAGUGCUGGCUCACCGCCGAACACUAACCCUGUAGGUCUGAAGAGCCCAACGCAGCAGGCGGCCACGGUCCAAACACCUGCUGGACCCAAACUCAAACCCACACAGGGAGACCUGGUCUGAGAGCUCAGCCAGCAGAAGAGACAACUCAUCAUAUACUGAACAAAACUAAACACCUCAUUGAUAAA
Molecule: messenger RNA, 926 nt
Organism: Acanthopagrus latus (yellowfin seabream)
Lineage: Eukaryota; Metazoa; Chordata; Actinopteri; Spariformes; Sparidae
Product: vegetative cell wall protein gp1-like
Exons: 7
Coding region: 1-861 (286 amino acids)
Source: RefSeq, a predicted model, not a curated record